UGCGUUCAAUGCAAUACCAAGAACCAGUCGUGUCCUUGCGCGGCGAAAUGGUCAGUCACUGAAUAUCAUCUCGAACAACAACUUCACCUCCAAGUUGCCCCUCUCACCUCCACGAAUAUCCUCUAGAGAACAUCCCUAAGCAACUCCGACAGCUCGUCCUCCAGAUCUGAUAUGCAAUUUCGAGGCAAGACAGAGCAGCCCAAGCACGCGUGACAUGACUUCCUGGGCCGACCUGACAUGGCGAGACUGAACGAGGUUCCAGCUCCUCCUGCUGAAAGCAUUGAAGCUUUGAAACGACGAUUUAUCCGGCAGAAUCGCGAAAUAGCACGUGUGAAUUCGACCCAGUCGCAACGGAUCCGCAACCUUGAAACGGAGAUCUCCCGACUCGUUGCUGAGAACAUAUCUCUUCGGGAACAAGCAAUUGCUGCCCAGGCCGAAGCGGAAAGAUGGCGCGGUGCGAACGAUGUCAACCGGGAGAUUCUGGAAAUGAAAGAGAGGAUGGAAAGCAAGGUCAGCGAGCUUUCGCUGUUGAUUGUGGAGAUGAGCCAACUUCCUGAACGGGCGGCUGACAAAGCCCGGCGGCGAAGCGGCAUUGCGAAAUCCAGAAAUUCGAUGGACCAAGACUGGCAGAAUCGUCAAUCUAUGAGAGAGGCCAUCGCUACUGACAGGGAGUUAUAUGAUGGGAGGCUGCCUGUGAUACAGGAAGACAAGCUAUACCCACGUCGGACGUUGGAAUCAGCAGAGAUUCUAGCGAUCCGACAUGAAGAAGCCUUGCAGCAAGCGUCGGAGUCGCCCGAGUUGGGACCGCCACCCGUGGCACAUUUCGACGUGGCCGAGCCGAUUGCGUUCGACUCUUCAAGUGCUGUUGAACAACCUGAUGAUGACCUGACGCAGUUACCGCCGACGUUGGAAAAGAGGCGCAAGCGUCGGACCAGCUCUUUACUCCAAGAUAUGCCGACGGAACCAGUCUCGGAAUCACCCGUGCCUGAAGAACCAGCCAGCGAGCCGGUCCAAGAGCCAGUGGUCCCGUUGCUGAAGUCAGGGGCAAAACGAAAAUUAGAUAUUACAGAGCUCGACGAACCGGAGCAGCAGCAUUCCAACGAGAACGACUGCUUUGUCUUUCAGAGGAAGCAAUUGAUAUGGAGCAAUCCAGCCACGGCGAAGAAGGCGUCCAGGUUUACAAGGGCACCAGGUCGCGAAGCCGACACAACAGCCGAAACCGCUACCAGCUCUCCUCAAAAAGCGCUUGCUGCUGGGAGGAAGAUUCUUGCGCCUAAAAGCACCAAUUCUCCCACAAAAAGAAGGGUUCAAGUCGCAGAAAAGAUUGGCGAAGUUAAAGAUAGUCAGUAUGUUGGUGAAAAACAGUCCACCAACACAUCGCCGCAGAAAUCGCACCGUCCGUUGGAGCUGCCGAUCCGAGAUAUCGUCCUUGAUCCACCUGAAGCGAACGAUUUGAACGGUCUACCACCGAAAACUCCCGCGGGACUGGGAUCUGACUUGUUAUCUCCCACCUCUACCGAGCCCUCCGCGAGACCGACCCAUCAUUCACAAGAAGCUGCGAUUCUGAACUCAGUGGAGGAUGUCUUGAACGGCAGCAUCGGAAGAGGGUCCCGCCGCGCACGAGCAGCAGUCAACUAUGCAGAGCCCAACUUGAGAGAUAAGAUGAGAAGGCCGGGCAAAGAAUUGGUUCCUGCCGUUGACGGAUUGGUGAAAAACAAAGAGCUUGGCUCGACCGCUCGUUCCAGAGCUUCGAGUACAGAUCGAGCAACAUCUGAAGGACUCAAGGGACCCGACGCAAGCGAUUCAGCCAUCAAAAUCAAGCGGGAUAAUAUAGCUGCUGCCCAGCAAGAGAGGUGGAAAGAUCUGCCACUGUCAAUCCCAGAGAGGAAAGAAGAGCCGGCGAGUCCACUACGGGACAAGGAGCGGAAAGAGACUCGUGACAGAGAACAGAUUGAAGCUGCAGGUGAUCGAAGGCAGAACAAGAGUAAAGGGGACCGACGAUACGGCGAGGAACUGGAGAAUGCCGUAAGCCGGUUGACUAUCUUCGAUCCUCCGGACUCAUCCCCUGUUGAAACGUCCAAAGACGAAGCAAAGGCUGUCCCGGCAGCAACAUCAAGGAGGAAAGCUUCAGCGACCGGCACCGCAAGGAGACAUUCGACACAACCAACCUCAUCAUCUUCGCUAAACCCCACACCUGGGGAGCAGACAAGAACUUCCAGAAGGUCGGACUCGUCGUCAGGCCAAAAGGCGUCACUUCCACGGCCCAGUUCCGCGGCAAGCUUGAGGCCGCAAUCUGUUGACAAUGUCAAAGAUGCUGACAAUAAGUACUUGAAGCGCUCGCAGAGUGUCAGCUCUAACUUGAGCGCACCAAGCGCGACCACAGCUGAGAGAACCAAAGCCGAACAUGGUGCAACGAUGGGAAAUGCCGUCACCAGCGACAGGAAUGACAGAGUCGCGAAUCGGCGGCGGAGUAUGAUGGUCUGAUAUAUGCAGAUCAUGUCGCGUACACGGCUGGGAGACAAUCAUCAAUCUGCUCUCCAUCUGGGGCUUCUCUUCCUCCUCGGCGUCUUGGCCUUUCUUUUGGUGACUGUGGUCAUCGUUUUUGAUGACUAGUUUUGGGUAUUUCUGUCACGGGCUGGACAGCAUUGGAGGCGUGUUGGACCUGGUGUCAAGCGUGAUGCCGGAGGAGCUUGACGAUACCCUUUGCUCCAAACGAGACCAUGAGAAUAGAUCUAAAUUUGAAUCUUGCUUCGAACACGCCCGUUGCUGCUGCCUCAGAACAUGUCCCCUCCUGAGCACUCUCCUCCGCCAGCCAUGA
This is a messenger RNA of Exophiala dermatitidis NIH/UT8656, 2818 nucleotides long. RefSeq lists its product as uncharacterized. The transcript has 2 exons. NCBI's taxonomy places the organism in Eukaryota, Fungi, Ascomycota, Eurotiomycetes, Chaetothyriales, Herpotrichiellaceae. Gene Ontology annotation, biological process: meiotic chromosome segregation. The coding region runs from base 238 to 2484 and encodes 748 amino acids. The record is from RefSeq and is a predicted model, not a curated record. Gene Ontology annotation, cellular component: nucleus; chromosome, centromeric region.